Phascolarctos cinereus (koala) is the source of this 2259-nucleotide messenger RNA. Its product is annotated as hepatitis A virus cellular receptor 1 homolog. The record is from RefSeq and is a predicted model, not a curated record. Lineage: Eukaryota; Metazoa; Chordata; Mammalia; Diprotodontia; Phascolarctidae. Gene Ontology annotation, biological process: regulation of transcription by RNA polymerase II. Gene Ontology annotation, cellular component: mediator complex.
ACCUCUUCUCCCUGGGAAACUCAACCAGUCUGUUGUCUGACUUUUUUCCAGAAGGUGCCAUGGGGCUUCCCAUAUUGUUCAGCUGCAUCCUGAUGGUGCUUCUUGCAGAAGGUCCUUCUACGUAUGCACAGACUGUGAGAGGAGCAGUGGGCCAAUCUGCCACUUUGCCCUGCACGUAUUCAGUGCAUAAGGGUGUCACAUCUAUGUGUUGGGGGCGAGGAGGGUGUCCUCUAAAUGGGUGCUCAAACGAAAUCAUAUGGACAGAUGGACACAAGAUGACCUUUCAGCAUUCCGACCGAUACUACUUAAAGGAGGACCUUUCUCAAGGGAUUGUGUCUUUGACGAUAGAGAACCUGACAGAGGCAGAUGCUGGGACGUAUUGCUGCCGGGUGGAAAUUUCUGGUUGGUUUAAUGACCAAAAAGUCACAGUGAAUCUGAAGGUUGAACAAGUUUCUUCCACUCCCGUUUUGGACAUAGUGACAGCAACCAGACCUUCAGAAACAUCAGAUGGAAAAAGCUGGACACAGCCUGAUAUUCCAAUUGGAGCAAAUGAUACAGUGACAGGGAUUUCAGAAGGCUACCAGUAUGAAAACAAAACGGUCAUCCUAUAUGACCAGUUGGUGACCACUAAUAAGGAAAUAUACAUUGGAGUUGGUAUCUUCAUUGGGGUGCUUCUCAUUCUGAUUUUACUUGUCUUUGUUUUGAAACGAUAUUUCUAUAACAGAAAGAAUGCACAAACUCUAAGUCUGACUUUCUUGGCAAGUAGUAAAAAUGAAGUUGUAAGAACUGCCACUGAAGAUGGCAACCGCGCAGAGGACAACGUCUACACGAUUGAAGAUAAUGUCUACAUUGUUGAGGAGGAAAAUGCCUACAUUAUUGAAGAGGAGAAUGCCUAUGUCGUGCCAACAUGCAACGAGAAGCAACCACCCUCUAACGUUUGGUCAUAACAUCCUCAACUAACAGUUCUGGCCUUUUCCAUGUUCAUUUCCUUUUAAGCUGAUGGACUAUUCCUAGGUGUUGUCUCUACCUGACAGGAGCAGUUGCAACAAUAAAUGGUGACUCUGGAGAUGAAACAACGAACCUGGUACCAAACAAUGUCAUCUUUGUCAGACUACAAACUAUGCCAGAAAGAUGAGAGUUGAAUCUGGAACUAAUUCUCUUAAGUUAUGGCAUUUUGUGUCAUGUGUGGACAUAGAGAACUUAGGGUUUCUGGAGAGCCACACAAUCACUGCAACUUUCAAUCAACCAAUGAAACAAAUAAAAGGGUAGUUUUGUUUUUGUAAAUUCCAAUUGUUAAUUUCUCUUUAAGUUCUUAUGUAAGCAACUGGUUUUAUUUCCUCCAUGAAUUCAGUUUCUUUAGUACAGGUAGAUCCAGUUCCCCUUCUUGGCUUUUGCAAAUGUGGCUUGAUGCCAACUUAUUUCCUGGGAGCUCAGAGAGCUCAUUUCCAUAGUUACAGGAAACUAGAGUGCCUUUCAUAGCUUAUGCUACAGUGUGUGCAAAGGAGUUCUAUUAAUAGGUGGUAGAUACAGCUUGGAACUGAGAACAUGAAUCCAGGGUACAGAAACUGCAACUGUCUUGGCCUCCUGCUGCCACAGACUGACAUAAGACGCAGAAAUCUGAGCCAUGGAAGGAAAAACUACCUUGAAAAACUGCAGUGAAUGAGAUGUCCAAUAGGAUAGGUCUUUUAGAAAGAAAUAGAGGCUGUUGCUGUUUGAGGGUAUUACUACUUUAGACUGACAAUCUCUUUCUAUCUUUCCCUAGCAAAUUUGAUCUUAAAAUGUAAUGAUUAAUGGGAAAAGACCAGAGAUUUUUUAAUUUUUAUAUUUCUCUUGAAGGGUAACUGACAUUAUGGACAGCCUGCUAUGCCUUCCUCAAAAGUUCAGUUAGACUUUUUGGUUCACUGGGGCAAAUUUGUACAGUAGGAAAAAUGGAUCCAGGGAACAACAAAGAUAUUAUUAUGGUUGUUGUGACCAAUGGUUUCAAAUAAGAACUAUUUUUUCUUUCUUUCUAGUAUUUAGAACAUUUGAAAGCUGAGAUCACCUGCUAGGUACCUCUGUUGAUAAUUUCAUGUACAAUGACUCUCCAUUCUAAGUAGUAUUUUGCAAUGCUUGGUUGUCCUAAUUUUAAACUGGAAAUUUAUAGCAACUUUCGGAAGAGAUUUCAGUAGUGAUGACAGCUCUGUUACUAAAAGGAGCCAGCUUUAAGAUUCUAAGGAUGGCCAAGAUGUGACUGAUCCCAAAAUGGUACUAAUAGAAGGA